Xiphias gladius (swordfish) is the source of this 457-nucleotide messenger RNA. RefSeq names its product somatostatin 1, tandem duplicate 1 (gene sst1.1). Lineage: Eukaryota; Metazoa; Chordata; Actinopteri; Istiophoriformes; Xiphiidae. Gene Ontology annotation, biological process: regulation of cell migration. Gene Ontology annotation, molecular function: hormone activity. The transcript has 2 exons. The coding region runs from base 113 to 457 and encodes 114 amino acids. Gene Ontology annotation, cellular component: extracellular region. The record is from RefSeq and is a predicted model, not a curated record.
CCCGUACACGGCGAUCAGUGACGUCAGCGGGGCUUUAUAAGAGCCGCUGUGAUGGGACAGACCCAGAAGCUCCACCGACCCGCCGACAGACAGACAGACCGACAGACAGGUGAUGAAGAUGGUCUCCUCCUCGCGCCUCCGCUGCCUCCUCCUGCUCCUCCUCUCUCUCACCGCCUCCAUCCGCUGCUCCUCCGCCGCCCAGAGAGACGCCAAACUCCGCCUGCUGGGCUCCAAACAGGACUUGUCUCGCUCCGCCCUGGCGGAGCUGCUCCUGUCGGACCUCCUGCAGGUGGAGAACAAGGUUCUGGAGGAGGAGGACUUCCCUCUGACCGAAGGAGAACCCGAAGAUGUCCGUGUGGAUCUGGAACGAGCCGCCGGCGCCGGGCCGCUGCUCGCCCCCCGCGAGAGGAAAGCCGGCUGCAAGAACUUCUUCUGGAAGACCUUCACUUCCUGCUGA